CGAGGAACCGCGGGCCCCAUCCGGGCCCAUUCGGUGUCCCUCGCGGGUGAGCAGAACGCUGAAACCCUCGUCCCUCCUCCUCGAGUGUGAAAGCGGCGGUCGUAGCAAACGAAUACACAGUGGAAUUUCUUUUCUCACUUCUCACCGUAAGCUCUCAACUUCCCCCAAAAAUGCCGGCUUUAUUUCUAGGGUUUGUGUUCUUGAUCUCUCUUCUUCGAUCUCAUCAGUCACUCGCGAUCGCAGGAGAUUGCCCCUUAGAUUUUAGUUGGUCGAAUUUUACCCUACCAGCAUCUACAUGUUCAAAUCCGAACGAAAGAGGACAAUGCUGCCGCUAUAUCAACGCGCUCGUUGCUAUUUCUGUUUCUAAUUACGCAAAUGCCACCGGCAAGCUCGGAGUUCCACCAGCGUUUUCAGACGAUUGCUUGAAUUCUAUAUCGAAAACCUUUACUUCAUAUGGGAUUCCUGCUAGUGCCAUUACGUUUUGUGGGCUGGGUCCUAAAAUUAGAGUUAACUAUCAGUGUGAGGGGAGAGAGACUGUGUUGGAAAUGAUGCAGUCGCCGAACUUUCUUGAUGUUAGGAAGAGUUGUGAGAUGUCGCUUUCGGUGGAGAGUAGUUGUAGGACUUGCUUGAACUCGGGGAUUGAGUAUCUUCAUCGGCUUAUAGGAGGGGAUGAUAAUGUUACAUUGAGUGUUUGUAGGAAUGCUGUUUUUGUCGUUCUUGCGAAUCAAGGUGGUGAGUCGUCUGCUGUUGAUAUGGCUGGCUGCUUCUUUGGUGUCAAAGGGCUCGGUGUUGCCUCAGAGCCAUCUUCCACAUCAUUGGUGCCUGCAGCUUCUCCGGGUCAAGCUUCGCUGAGCCCUCCCUUUGUUCAAGAUCCUGCUCAGAACCUAACUGCUAUGUCACUGAAGAAACACCACAAAGUGUACCACUUAAAGUUGCUUCUUGGAAUUAGUACUGCAGUUCUGGGAAUAGCUAUUCUAAUGCUGCUGAUUUUAGUAAUACUAAUUCGCAAGAAAGCUAAGGAAUUCAGGAAAGAAGAUACUAUUAAUGAUACAUCCUGGAAUGCCCUUCCACCUCCUCAAGCCCGGAAAUUUCAAGAUGGUGCACCAUAUACUUUCCAAAGAUUCAGCUACAAGGAGACGAAGAAAGCUACUGGAAAUUUCAGUACUUUCAUAGGAAAAGGAGGUUUUGGAACCGUCUUCAAGGCACAGUUUGAUGAUGGUUCUAUAGCUGCUGUAAAGAGGAUGGAUAAAGUCUCAAAGCAAGGUGAGGAAGACUUCUGCAGAGAGAUGGAACUCCUAGCUAGACUUCACCAUCGCCAUCUUGUUUCUCUCAGAGGAUUCUGUAUCGAGAAAAAUGAGAGAUUUCUGGUGUACGAGUACAUGGAAAAUGGAAGCCUCAAAGAUCAUCUGCACUCACCAGGGAGAAAACCAUUGAGCUGGCAGGCUAGAUUACAAGUCGCCAUCGACGUGGCAAAUGCUCUGGAAUACCUCCAUUUCUAUUGUAAUCCUCCCCUCUGCCACAGAGACAUAAAGUCCAGUAAUAUUCUUUUGGAUGAGAAUUUUGUUGCUAAGGUUGCUGAUUUUGGCCUUGCACAUGCUUCCAGAAGUGGGGCAAUAAGUUUUGAACCAGUGAGCACAGAUAUUCGGGGAACUCCAGGGUACAUGGAUCCUGAAUACGUGGUAACUCAAGAGCUAACAGAAAAGAGUGACAUAUACAGCUACGGCGUGUUAUUACUUGAACUCUUAACAGGAAGGAGAGCUAUACAAGAUAACAGAAACAUAGUUGAAUGGUCCCAGAAGUUCAUCGCGUCAGAGUCUAGACUACCAGAACUAGUUGAUCCUAGAAUCGGCGAAUCAUUUGAAAUGGAACAGCUCCAGAUGCUAGUAGGAAUCAUACAGUGGUGCACUCAAAGAGAAGGGCGAUCAAGGCCAUCAAUCAAGCAAAUUCUCAGGGUUUUGUCAGAGAGUUUAGAUCCCAUUAAUGACGAUGGCCAAUGCAGUGGUUUGGGGGAGAUCAGUAGCAGAUUUAUGGCACGCCGUAGUGAAGUUAUUCCUAAUAGUGGAGAUACAAGAUGUCUUAUGUCUUCUUCAAGUACUUCGAGAUCUUAUUGUAGUCGGAGCGUUUUGCUUGAGACUGGUUCGCCUCAAUCGCCUCCUGGAACUUUCUCUGUUUGAGUUUUGUUUGGUGUUCUUAUGGGUAGGGUUUUAGUUAAAAGUAUUCUUUACAAUCUGGCAAUUUUUUUGAUACGUAGGUGCGGAAGCUAAAGUGGCUUCUGGUUUUGUCUU
Messenger RNA from Asparagus officinalis (garden asparagus), 2285 nucleotides. RefSeq names its product probable receptor-like protein kinase At1g49730. The record is from RefSeq and is a predicted model, not a curated record. The transcript has 9 exons. NCBI's taxonomy places the organism in Eukaryota, Viridiplantae, Streptophyta, Magnoliopsida, Asparagales, Asparagaceae. Gene Ontology annotation, biological process: protein phosphorylation. Gene Ontology annotation, molecular function: ATP binding; protein kinase activity. Bases 171 to 2174 code for a protein of 667 amino acids.